AUGGCUACAGUGAAAUACACCUGGAAAAAAUAUUUGAAGCCGAGCGGGUCAUUUUUCAUCGGGAGCAGUCCGGAGUUCGAAAUGGCGCUCGACACGCUUUGCUUCCUCACCUCUCGGCCCCGUGGCCCAUGCAAAUUUGAACUGGAAAAGUGCUCGUUUGGGAUGACAAGUUACGAACUGAUCCAGAAGGAAAAAGUUUACAUCGGGACGAUUUAUCCCACUGCUGGAAAGAUGACCGAGAAAUGUCGCCGACAUAGCAUCAACAAAAGCUGUAUGUGA
Messenger RNA from Gongylonema pulchrum, 279 nucleotides. NCBI's taxonomy places the organism in Eukaryota, Metazoa, Nematoda, Chromadorea, Rhabditida, Gongylonematidae. The record is from the annotation of a GenBank genome assembly.